Messenger RNA from Fusarium venenatum, 480 nucleotides. RefSeq names its product CheY-like superfamily. The record is from RefSeq and is a predicted model, not a curated record. Gene Ontology annotation, biological process: phosphorelay signal transduction system. NCBI's taxonomy places the organism in Eukaryota, Fungi, Ascomycota, Sordariomycetes, Hypocreales, Nectriaceae.
AUGAGCGAGUCCGAGAAGCAGCAAACCACCAUCAUCCCAACCUCUGACGCGGCCUCCAAGAUUGUGCCUGAGGCAACAGAGGUCGCAGAAGAACACGCCAAGUAUCUCUUAGCAGAAGACAACAAAACGAAUGUGCGUUUAUUCUGCCAUCAUUUCAACAAGCUUGGCCUCCAAUCUGCAUAUCGACACGCAUGGAACGGGCAAGAGACAGUCGACAUUUACAAAGCGUACCCUGAACAAUGCAGGAUUGUGUUCAUGGAUCUCGCCAUGCCUAUCAUGGGUGGUCUGGAAGCUUCUCUCCAAAUUAGGGAGUACGAAAAAGAGAAUAACCUCCAGCCAACAAUCAUUGUUGGACUUGUUGCUUGUGGCGUGGUGAGUCAGGAGGAAAGAUUGAUCAAUGAGUUUGGAAUGAAUACUGUGUUGAAGAAGCCGACAAAGCUGGAAACGUUUCGACAGUUUCUACAAAACUGGCCUGUCUAG